Messenger RNA from Eucalyptus grandis, 3547 nucleotides. Its product is annotated as PR5-like receptor kinase. The transcript has 2 exons. Gene Ontology annotation, biological process: protein phosphorylation. NCBI's taxonomy places the organism in Eukaryota, Viridiplantae, Streptophyta, Magnoliopsida, Myrtales, Myrtaceae. Gene Ontology annotation, molecular function: ATP binding; protein kinase activity. The record is from RefSeq and is a predicted model, not a curated record.
GAUCAUCGGGAUCGGCAAAAUGUGCGGCCCCUGCUGCCGGAGGGCCUCAAGGGCAGCCUAGUUCAGAAGGUAUGCUUUCGUGCAAUUUGAUUUCUAAUUAUUUGCUUUACUUAUUCAAUCUAAUUUAGACUUGUUUUCUAUCAUAAUUUAUGAGGGCGUCGUUAAUUUUUUCGGAAAUCGUAGGCCAACAAGAAUGUAAGGCAAUGAAAAUUCCCCUGGUUAGCUCACCAAAUAUCUGGCUGAACGUCACUUUCCACGGUGGCUAGAAUGAAAAUUGCACCAUAGUCCUCCGAAUAACGUCCCCUUUCAAAUACGUGAAACAUGACCAUGGCAGAGUUGUUGGUACUAUGACUUUUCUGAUAAACAAACCAUAUUGCCUUCGGUCCAAAUAAAAGCCAUUGAAUCAUUCUUUGUAUGAGGAACUUUAGGAGCUGUCAUGACUUCUGGGGAGCAUUAUUUGCUCUUCUACAUAAUAUCUUUACUUGUUUAAAUGCUUCUCACACAAAAUUCAUGUAGAUCGACGUUUUUGGUAAUGCAUCUAGGAGGUACUUUAAGGCGAGGCAGCCUUUGCACAUUCUGUUCUAUAUUCUUCCUCUUCUGUAGAGGCACAAUGAAUUAGUUGUGUAUCAUGAUUUCGCACUUUCUCGGAGCAUGUGAAUCUGCUGGCUGAGACAGGAUUGAAAAUUACUAGUUUCCUAAUCGAUGAGUCUGCUUAGGGCAUCUUACCUGAGCGGACAAUUUUCUAUGGCACCAGCGCAAAAGGAACUUUUGGUGUUUUCAGUACCAGCUUUGGCCAUUUACCUUCAUAUGGCCAAGUUGAAAAUGCCAAGACUGAUGUCAUCAUCAGUGAAAUGUGAAAUUGACCUUAUCUUUCGUUGUGAAGAUACUUGAAUAUUUUACCGGUGAUCCAGUGUGAUCUGGCGGUGGAAAAAAAGCAAGCUUAACUAAUCAAACUUUCUGGAAGGCCGAUGCUUCACAAAGUCCAAAGGGAGCUUUCGAUGGACUGAAUAGCACCAAGAACCAAUAGCUUCAAAGCCUGCCCAGUCCCGUUCUGCUAAAUUUCUCAUGUGGAAGUCCUUCACUUUGAAUGCUAUGAAUUAAGUCAUUGUGGAGAAGCCAUUGCUGGAAUGUACUGGUUGGUUCUCAGCAUAUACCACAGCUAAGCGAAUCCUGUGAAACUCUCAUUGUUGUGCAGAAAACAAAGGCGCUUCAGAUCAUCGACCUCCUACCUUUAUUUAGACUCUGAAGGUCUUGCAUAUGUUCAAGCACCAAAGCGUUACUUUGCGCGCAUAAAUUAACUAGUCAGUGCACAAUCUAACUUUAUCCACUAAUAUUCCUUUUCAGCUUUCUGACCCAACGCAGUGGCAGGAUAUGUAGAGUAAGUAUCAUCUAGUCCCAUCCCUUCAAUAGCUUACUUGCUUAUAACCAGUGUCAGGUUUGCAUCAAGAGUUUCAACCCAUCAUUUGUUCCAUGAAUGAUGCCAACCAUAAUGUUGCUUACUGUUAUAGUGAAUCCCACUCAUGUUGCUAGUAAGCAAAUUACUUGGACACCCUUGAGUUUUGGCCAAAUUAUCCCAACACUCCAAAUAAGAUCACUAGCUGUUAUACAUUUUGGACUUGCAUCACGUACUGUUAAGUUGUUUCUCUCUAAACUUGCUUCUUUCUGAACAUGCUACGUUCUAAACUUGCUUCAUUUUGGACAUGUCACAUUUUUUACUCUUUCAAGUAUAAUCUUUGACAAUAUCAUUUCCAUGUUUUAUCAUCUACAUAGUCUUUUACUCAAUCAUUUAAACACAUUAAUAGCUUUUGAUUUAUUUUGUUAUCUUAAAAAUAUUAUAAGGGAUUUCCCUAAAUAUACUAUCAAGAAAUUUGAUUCACCAUUCAGUAGUCCAUCUCUGUUGCCAUUGCCUCUUAUUUCACUAAAUUGAAAGUUUGAUACAUGUGUAAGACAUAAUUAAGUUUUUUAUUGAAGCACAAAAAGAGUUUCACCAAACUUCUCGGAUAUAAUUUGCAUCAGAUUCCUAUAACUGUAAUCAACCCUAGAAAUAAUAGAUUUGCCUUUCCAGGAUUCAACAGGCGGAAUAAAUUUUUCACAGGUGGAGCUCUUGCUAUUGGCGUCUCAAUAUCUACAAUUGCCAUCAUUUUUCUCCUCAAGCGAAAAAACGAAAUCUCCUUAUGGAAGAUUCUACUCUUCAAGAACAAGGAAGAUCGCGGUGUUGAGAAAUUGAUGAGAAUCCAUGGAUCUCUUGUUCCAAAAAGAUACCGUUAUAUUGAUGUGAAGAAAAUGACAAACUCAUUUUCGAAGAAACUUGGUCAAGGAGGAUUUGGUGUGGUGUAUAAAGGGAAGAUCAAAGAUGGUAGUCUUGCAGCAGUGAAAAUCCUAAUAGACUCAAAAAGCAGCUCAGAAGAAUUUAUCAAUGAAGUCGUGAGCAUUAGUAGAACUUCUCACAUUAAUGUGAUCUCUCUUUUAGGCUUUUGUUAUGAAGGGAACAAACGAGCUCUAAUAUUCGAGUAUAUGCCUAAUGGUUCAUUGGAUAUGUUCAUAUCUUCUGGAAAAACUUUAAACAUGAGUAGUUCCUUAGGAUGGAAGGUUCUGUAUAAAAUUGCAAUUGGCAUUGCUUGUGGGCUAGAGUAUCUGCACCGAGGCUGCAAUACAAGAAUUUUGCAUUUUGAUAUAAAACCUUAGAACAUCUUACUCGAUCAAGAUUUUAUCCCCAAGAUUUCAGAUUUCGGCCUUGCUAAAAUUUGUCAUGGGAAAGAUAGUGCUAUAUCAACUCUGGGCAUGAGAGGAACAGUCGGGUUUAUUGCACCAGAACUUCUUUUUCGAAGUUUGGGAAGAAUCUCUCAUAAGUCCGAUGUUUACAGUUACGAAAUGUUGGUUCUUGAAAUGGUAGGUUUUAGAAAUUCUGACAUCAAAGUUUCCAAUAGCAGUGAUAUGUACUUUCCAGAAUUGAUUUAUAGAAACUUAGAGCCCGGCAAAGAUCUGAAAUUGCAGAUGAAUGUGACAGAGGAGGAGGAAGUGCUAGUGAGGAAGAUGAUUAUUGUGAGUUUGUGGUGCAUUCAAACCAAUCCAUCUGAUCGGCCUCCAAUUAUGAAGGUGAUAGAAAUGUUGGAAGGAAGCUUUGAAUCACUGCAAAUGCCACCAAAGCCCAUCUUGUAUUCUCCAACACGACCACCAUCGCAACAUUGGGAAGUGAUGACGUCAAAUUUCAAUGGGAGCCUCGAGGAGAGAAUACUAGAGAAUUUAGAGGAAAGCAAUAACAUGUAAAAAAGGUAAUGCACGACUGAACUUAUUGAGGUAUUUGUCAUGCCUUUCUUUAGAUGGAAUAUGUUUUUCUUAAGAGUUACAGGGAAAGUGGAGAGAACAUUUAGGUGGAUUUCACUUGGAGAAUCAUACCAAUUAGCAAGAAUGAUAUGAGAAUUUCAACUUAGUAGAUCAAAUGCUCUCUGAAGGCUGUUUGUAUGCACACUUGGAACUUGGAAGAUCAGUGUCAUCUCUCAUAGAACUCACAGAAAUGGUUCCCAGCAAUGUUACUCUUCAACCAUCA